AUUAGCCAAGAGCAGCUGUCUGAGUUAAACAAUCCUUAGAUUACAUGACUUCCAGGUUGCUUAUUCCAAGGCUAAAACUUUAUGAACUGUUUGCAUAGGACUCUCUUUGUUGGAUUUGAGUUGUGUGUGUGUGUGUGUGAAGUGAACUCCUUGGCAGUGACCCCUAUCAUUUCCUGAAACCUGAUUACAGACUGGAGCCUUGGUGCCAUGGUACAGGCUGGGUUAAUGACUUUGUUUAUACUGAUACCAGCGAUCCUGUUAAGGUCCAAGUCUGCUGGCGCCUUCAUUGAGAAAAUGGUCCUCUGAGCCACGUGGAGACCUCACUUCAUUCUAACCAAUCAGCCCAGGGCAGCCCUUGUUUUUCAAUGAACUGCUGCAGCUCAUCAGCGGGAGGUCAAGGCUGCCGAAGUGGGUGGAUUUAUUCACCCAUUCUGGAGCCUUAUAAGCAGAGAUGAUAGCAGCCAAGGAGAGGACAAAAGAAGCCGCAGAGUAACAAGAGCUGCAGCUCUGACGGGGUUGGACGCUUGCAGCAGCAGGCGGGAGGAAAAGCACUUACUUUGAUUGUGCUGAGUGAGUCAGCUUGGCUCUCGCAUGAAUAUGGAGUGUGAGAAGUGUCCUUGUCAUCACGAGAACAGCAGGAAUGCCAUUCUCUACACCCUGUUAAGUGAGAACUUGACUCACCACAAGGGUAGCUGUGGCUCUUCCCAACAGCGUUGCUUGUGCCACAAGCGCCGUGCUGUUUGCCUUCAGACCCCACAAGCUACCUGCCAGGCAGCCUCUGACGUCUUGGUGAAGACCAUCAGCUUCAUGAAGAACCUGCCUUCUUUCCAGCUCCUGCCUUGGGAAGACCAGCUCUUACUGUUGGACAGCUGCUGGGCUCCCCUUUUCCUUCUGGGCUUGGUGCAGGAGACGGUGACCUUCGAGGUUACGGAAACCCCUGUACCCAGCAUGCUGGAGAGGAUCCUUCUUGACGGCCAGUGCAAGAGACAGGAGUUGCAGAGGGUGCAGCCCACCUUGGCCAGCGUGCAGCACCUCCAGCGCUGCUUAAACUCUUUCUGGAGCCUAGACCUGAGUCCUAAAGAAUAUGCCUACCUGAAAGGUGCAAUUCUGUUCAACCCGGACAUUCCAGGUCUCCGGGCUUCCUCGUACAUUGAGAGCCUCCAGCGAGAAGCUCAGCAAGCACUCCGACAGGUCCUAGUGCUUCUCCACUUAGAAGAUCAAGGUCGAUUUGCCCGAGUCCUGCUGAGUUCCUCCUCCUUGAGAUCCAUUCCCCCAACUCUCAUUACAGAUCUUUUUUUCGAACCCAUCAUUGGAAAGACAGACAUUCUUGAGCUUUUAAUAGAAAUGCUGCUGAUGAAAUAGUUUAAGUAACAUCCUCGUGCUGUUGGGUCAGGCAGCCCAUACUUUGCUUGGUAUUCGAUUCCAAGAGAAUGCACAAUCAAUUUUGGAACACACGAUGGACAAAGAAUAACAUCUUAGCAGCCACUCUGCAGACAAAGAAGAUACUGGUGGAUGAAGUCAUAUUUUCUUCCUGAACAAUGCAAGAGUGCAAUAUGCACUCAAGCCCUGUGAAGUAUUGUACUUGCAACAAGGUUUUUGGAGUAGGUAAUUCCUGUGCUAGCAUAGCGGUGUUUGUAGCAAAUGUAUUGGCACCAUAAAACUCUGCCAAGUCCUCGGUGCUCGGUGUCAUCAGUUGUAGUUAUGGAAUAAAAGCCCUGACUGAACCAAUCUUGUUCAAACAUGCCUGCAGCUCCAAAGUGAGGCAUACAGUAUUGAUUUUUUUUUCUACUUCAUUUAUAUUGGCUUCAGUUUCAAAGUUCAAUUCUAUAGAAAUGUCUUGCCUACAGAAAUACUCCUGGGAACUGCCUUUGCCUGGGAAAUAACCCACAGAUUCCCUUCCAAAAUAUAACCCCAAGGAUUUCCUAGUAAAAAAGAGUCAGGAGGCCUUUCAGAAUACAACCAACCUCUCCCAGUUCCUAAAAAAAAAAAAGAUAUGCAUAUAAAUGCAACUCAUUUUUCUAAGCCAUUUUUAAAAUAAGAAUAUUGACCUGCAUAAUCAUAGAUUCCAAUCUUCAAGGGCAAACACUUUGCUUUAAGGUAUCCUGACUUUUGUAUAGAUUCGUGCAUUGAGGAAAGCUAAGGUCAGAAAAUGUCAAUUUCCUUUAUUCAUCAUUUUCCUGCUCGACUGGGGUUUCUUUUCCCUCCAGCUUGCUUCGCAUAGGUUGCCUAAAGCAACUGCUUUUCCAGUUUAUAGUGCUGUUUCUGUGCUGGUUCAUGCCCUCUUUGCACAAAUUUCCAAUGUUUGUAUUUUAUGAGCAGGUGCUUCUUGUGAUUUGUAUGUAGUAAGAAAUUUAAGUUAUUGUUUUUUAAAGAAAAAAUAAAAG
Pseudonaja textilis is the source of this 2384-nucleotide messenger RNA. RefSeq names its product nuclear receptor subfamily 0 group B member 2 (gene NR0B2). Gene Ontology annotation, biological process: circadian rhythm; negative regulation of transcription by RNA polymerase II. Gene Ontology annotation, cellular component: cytoplasm; nucleus. Gene Ontology annotation, molecular function: transcription corepressor activity; transcription factor binding. NCBI's taxonomy places the organism in Eukaryota, Metazoa, Chordata, Lepidosauria, Squamata, Elapidae. The record is from RefSeq and is a predicted model, not a curated record.